Ectocarpus sp. CCAP 1310/34 is the source of this 2199-nucleotide messenger RNA. NCBI's taxonomy places the organism in Eukaryota, Phaeophyceae, Ectocarpales, Ectocarpaceae. The record is from the annotation of a GenBank genome assembly.
AUGGUUCUCGAGGCGGUGUGGCCUAUUUUGGCGCGACCUUGUCCAGCUGAGAGGGAAAGAGGCAAGAGCAGGUCACCCGCACAGCAACCGGGGGCUGGAGAGGGCUGGCGUGGCCUGCCGAGGGAGGUGAUGGCCUGCUGGAGGAUAUGGGCGCUGUUCUCGUUGCUUGUCCUCCCUGGUAACUCGUCGCAGUGUGCGAAAAAAGAGGGGUCAAACUGGCAUGUUUUUCAAAACGCGAUAGAGGCUGCCGGACUCGCUGGGGAGGAUGGAAUCGCGAACAUCUUGGCGGACCUCCGCACCGGAGCCUUGAGCCAGCCCGUACCCCACACAUACGUAAUUGUCGGGGGCGGGGAAUGGGGGCCUAGGGUGGUGGCCGAGGCGCUGCUGGAUUCUGUGUACGAGCGCUGGUCGAACGAUGUUGUCGUGCUGGACAUGGAGGAGCAAGCAGCUUUCUGGGGUCCGUCUAGCAACCUUGAUGAAGCACAAGAACAGCUGAACAGGCAGCUAUGUGUCGCGAUUAAACGGUGCGUGGGUAGGGCCGUGGUGGUGUUGGACAACGUGCAUCUCCUGCAAGGGGAAGACUUGAGAGUGCUGGACACCAUGCUGUCGCUCACAGACGGGCGCAAGUCGAACAUGGAGUGCAACGGCCACAAGGUUAGCGGAGAAGGGUGCCUGUUCUUGCUCCUGCUAAACGAAGAGGGAUCGGAGGGCAUGAAACGGCUGUCGGGGAAGGAUCGACUGCUGAGCGCAUGGGAGUUCAGAGGUAUGGAGUUCACGACCAGGGCAUUUGUCGGGCGGGUGGACGUGGCGGUCAGCCUGUCAAAGGAGCCGACCUUCGUUCCCGCGGAGACCAAGUCCGCCUGGCAGGACGCGAGGAAAGGACCUGCUCCCGAAGGGGUGCUCGACCGAGCCAAUGGCGUCUGGCGGGAGGUGGUCAAGGUUGAGCGGGGGAUCAGGACGGCUUUGAGAGAGAUGGAUCGAGAAACGCUACAGGCCGUCGGUGUCGUUGCUGCUGCCGCGGUUUUGGCCUGUGCCGUCUACUUCCGUGAGGCCGCAUUAGGCGCGAUCGGCACCAUCGGCGGAGCGACGAAAGGGGGCUCCCCGGGCGACUCCGAGGGUGGUGGUAAUGACAAGAAGAAAGGCCCCGGUCGCAUCAAGGACAAGGCAGUCGGUUCGAGGGGGGGCAGCGGAAACGACGACUCAUCAGAAACAACAGCAGACGGUGUAGAGUGCCAUGCCCCGGGCGACUCGGACGGCCCAAGCAUGACGGUAACCCGUAAUCGAGGCCGACACCCGGUCGAAACUGGCACCCACGGUCCCGGCACAUAAUCGACCAUUAUUGCACCAUGAGCACCAGUAGACGCAGGCGGGGGUAAGCGUAGGCUUGCCUCGGCGGGCGGCCGCCAAACCGGGCCCCUUGAAAAGUUUUCAGCAGUAUUCUCGCGUCUUGCCUGUCUCACGGGCUGCAACCCACCGGUUGUCGCCUGGUACGUGUGGAGCUACCCGAGCGACUUCUUCCUACUGUAGACUGCCGUCUUUGAUGCGAGGACAACGGUUUCGGUGAAAUUUUGAGGGGGGUGCAGUACUACUGUUGUUCGAGCUCGAGGAGUAUUGUAUGCAACCCAGUAAACACAUGCCACAGUAGGGGGGGGUGGAACCUGAUUGUUCGUGGCUGCAAGGAACGCUUGAGUGGCUGAAAAGUCAUAGUUUCAUGGGAAGGCAGUGCGUGCUUACUACAGCAUUGGACGCCCACGCCGUUCAUUUCGCAUGUUUGCCGGCUUCAGACGCUAUCAUUCUGCCAAGGUCACGAGGUGAAUGCAGUUGAAAUUCAAUUCCAAGGACUUCCCCGGUGGUCACGGGUCCUUCGGAGCGUACCUAUUCAACAGAGGUAGGUGCCGUUCUCAAUAUCUCGAGGAACUAUGAUAGUUCGGUAGACUGACACAUGGCGCCGUGCUUCGAUGAAAGGAACCAAAGCUUUGUUGCCGGCGCUUGUGUGAAAUACACGAGUUCAGUCAACGUGGUGGAAGUGGUGUUGUUGUACCGGUCAGGAAUGUGUUAUUUCGCGGCUCAGUCCAAGAUUUAGAAGUCUAGAAUUGGCUUGCGUCGAACUCCCUUCGCCAAGUUCCUCAUCAUACUUUGGGAUGCACUGUUACUGUUUACAACGACCAUCCUCAAGGACUACUGUAAACAACAUAUUCG